Oldenlandia corymbosa var. corymbosa is the source of this 774-nucleotide messenger RNA. The record is from the annotation of a GenBank genome assembly. Lineage: Eukaryota; Viridiplantae; Streptophyta; Magnoliopsida; Gentianales; Rubiaceae.
AUGAGACAACUCUUGGAUGCUCGAAACCCUCCUAGGAUAACCGGCGUCCACCGGGAAUACGAGCAUGCUCCAAACAAGAAACCUGUAGUCCCGUUCAAGCCCACCGACGUCAUGGUCCACCGGACCUUAUUCUUUGCCCAUUCCGACAUAUCCGCCGUACGUGCCACCCUCCCGCCGAUCCUCCGCCAUAAUUGCUCCAAAUUCGACGUCCUGUCUGCCUCCCUCUGGCGUUGUUGGACCGUUGCCCUCAACCACAACCCGGAUGAGGAAGUGUCGUUCAUGUUCUCCGUGAAUUGUCGUUCCCGAUUUGACCCUCCGUUGCCAGAAGGGUAUUACGGGAAUGCGAUUGCGAUGCCAAUGGCGGUAACAACAGUCGGGGAGCUAAUCAACAAUCCACUCAGCUAUGCAGUGGAACUGGUGAUGAAGGCCAAGAAGGAAGUGACGGAAGAGUACAUGAAGUCGUUGGCCGACCUGAUGGUUUUAAGAGGGAGGCCGAGAUUUGCGACGUCGUUGAAUUACAUGUUGUCGGAUUUAACAAGGAUUGGGCUUGAUGAGGUAGAUUUUGGAUGGGGGAAACCGGUUUACGGUGGGCCGGCCACAUCGACAAGGGAGGUAUUGUUUACUGUAAUGGCAGCCUAUUUGGUUUCAAAAGAAAAUAAACAAGGAGAGAAAGGGAUCGUAGUUCCAGUUUGCUUCCCAGAAACUGGUAUGAAAAGGUAUAUGGAAGAACUCGAAAUGAUGAUGAAGACCACGAAGCAAACAAACAAUGUUUGA